Medioppia subpectinata is the source of this 186-nucleotide messenger RNA. Lineage: Eukaryota; Metazoa; Arthropoda; Arachnida; Sarcoptiformes; Oppiidae. The record is from the annotation of a GenBank genome assembly.
AUGGGUCGUACAAGAAUACGAAAGGGCUGUCAUAUUUCGCUUAGAUUUGUCAGGGCCGACUCUCUGGAGGCGGCGCUAAAGGACCUGCCGCAAGAGGUGCUGACUAAAGACUCGGUGACAGUUAGUGUCGAUGCCGUCAUAUAUUAUCGCAUUUGGUUACCAACAAUUGCCAUCGCAAACGUACAG